Messenger RNA from Colias croceus (clouded yellow), 3431 nucleotides. RefSeq names its product syndetin (gene Vps50). Gene Ontology annotation, biological process: retrograde transport, endosome to Golgi; endocytic recycling. Gene Ontology annotation, molecular function: SNARE binding. Lineage: Eukaryota; Metazoa; Arthropoda; Insecta; Lepidoptera; Pieridae. The coding region runs from base 249 to 2945 and encodes 898 amino acids. The record is from RefSeq and is a predicted model, not a curated record. The transcript has 4 exons. Gene Ontology annotation, cellular component: EARP complex.
AUCAAACAUGCAAAAUGUUUGUGAAAUGUGAAUUGCGGUAUUUCAAUAAAAUAGACAUGACUCAUGUUUACUUCUAAAUAUUUAUAUAAACACGCUUAUUUGUACAAAUAAUGGAUAUAAUUCUAACUGGAAAUCUCAAAAGCAUGAAUAUUGAAGUAAUUUUAAAUACCUUUCUAUUUUGUAUUUUUUUGAUAUAAAAAAGAUCUAAGAUAUUACUUGCUCUGUGAUCUAAGAACAAAGAGUACAUAAUGUUUUCACAAGAAAACAACAUGGAGAAUAGACACGCACCGCCAGGGGUUAAUUCUCGAUCCUUGACUGCUGCCCAGUCUGCCGCUGAGUUGGAGGUAUUAAAAGAAAUAGAGCACGUAUAUUUCUCACCUCCGUCCGAAUUUGAUGCAGCUCGAUACGCGCUAGAGCACGCACCGUCACCGUUGAAUUGUGAUGAGAUUGAACAAAUGUUCACCAAGCUUAAACGGCAGCAACAGGUUGUUUCCGGAAAAGCGCUGCACCUCAUAUCCCAACAAAGAGACAACUGUGACCGGGAAUUCGAAGAAAUACAAAACAUCAAACAGCAAUUGGCACAAACGGUGGAAACGUGCAAGAAAGCGCGGGAAAAUCUACAAAUAGCUUCCAACCAUCUUACUGUCUCCACCUUCGUCAUACUAGCUAAUGUGAGAAAGAGACAGAUAAUUAAAUCAGUGCUCAAAUCUCUAGAAUUAUUACGAAGCUUGAGAAGUGUGGAAAAAGAUGUCGCUGACCUUCUAGUCAAGAAGGAAUAUUAUGAAGCAAUAGAGCUUAUAUUGAAAAGCAAAAAAGCAGCCGCGAAUCACAAAGAAUAUACGUGUAUAGCGGACUUAGCUUCUAGACUACAAGAUACACUUGAUAUGACUGAGGAGAAAUUAGAUUCAGUACUGUCCAGUAUAUGUUAUAACUUCGAUGAAGAUGUGUUUAAAAAAUUAAAAAAGGCAUAUGACCUUUUGGGCAAAACUCAAGCGGCUAUGGAACAACUGCACAUGCAUUAUUCGUCAGCGGUCAACGAAUCUGCCAUAGAAGCGAUCAAACCGUUUCUAAAUGAUACAUCAGAAAUGAAGUUUCAAGAUAUGUGCCAAGCGGUUUUCGCCAACAAAGCUCAUAUAUGUCUUCUAAAUUUGUGCGAAAAGUUAUUUCAAGUGAUGCGAAGUUAUUAUCUCCUAGUAAAUUGGUAUGCGAAACACGAAGAAGCGACACCCAGUUCGUCAAAUGUCUUCGAUAUAGAGAAAAAUGUUAGUCGGGAGUACAUAAAGCAGAAGUUAAAAGCUGGUUUAAUAAGGAUAUGGCAUGACGUUCAAAACAAAGUGUCCACGUUUCUCAAGAGUUCAGGAUUGGAAGAAUACCCAUUUGAGAAAUUCAUACAAAUGCUUGGAAUUUUACGGAAGUUGACACAAGUGGCUGAAGUCUUUUGUGGUGACACGUCCGACCUUUUACAAGAUUUUAUAAAGACGCAAAGCGUUUCGUAUAUAAAGAACUACCAUAAAGGAAGGAUGGAAGAACUAAAACUGUUCUUAGAAAACGAAGGUUGGGAACAAUGUCCCGUAAAGUCCACAUUUACGCUGCUAAAUUUGCAAGAGUUCAAACAGUUUAAGAGAUAUUUUAAGGCAAAAUCGGACGUGGUUAUGAAAAGUUCGCAAUCCGAUGCGACAUCUUCCGUUCAUUCACAAGAUGACAGCGUGUAUAUAUCGAAGUACUUCACGCAGAAAACGUCAAGAACACCGUUUGAAAUAUUCCGAAAUGAUAAUAUAACAAAUGAUGACAUAUUCGGUCUGGAACCAGAAUCGGAUCCAAGUGAUGAGUCAGAUGAAGAGCCAGAUGAGUUAAGAAGAGAUUUUGUGGACGACGCCGAUAGAAAUGACGUCACAAAUCAAAUGAGUCCUUCAAAGAUCAAAGAUAGCAUAAUAGUCACAAAUACAACGCUAUCUGUACUAAGAAAUUGCGGGCAGUACUUACAAAUAAGCAGAUAUCUACCCCAAAUAUCACUAGAAGUUAUAAUGCUAAUGAACCAGCUGUUUGAUUAUUAUUUCUACGCAGUGCAUUUGUUUUUCACGUCCGAUCUAGAAGUAUCUUCAUCAACGCUAUAUACGUCCAAAUUAAACGCAGCCUUAAAGCGAAUAUCAAACAGUAUCUAUGGAGACGACAAAACAUACGACAGUCCUAAUAUACCACAGCAUUUGGACAUGAACAGUGAAGCAAAUUUGCACGGUUUAAGCGAAAGAAUAGUCGGGGUUGAAAGCGUGAUAUUCUUGUCGAAGCAAUUUGAGAUUUUACAACCGUACUUAGAGUCGAUAGUCGCGCAGCACCAAAAGAUGAUUUUAGAGCAUUUUAGAGAUAAUACCCUAGCGGUUGUAACGGAUUUACGUAUGCCUGUAUACAUGUGCUCUGCAUCUAAAGCCUUAGAUGCUAGAUCGGCUUUAAUAGCCAUGUCUCAAGUGAGGUGGGAUGUGAAAAACGUUGCAGUAGAACAUAGUCCUUAUGUAGAUAUGAUAACCCGGAAAAUACAAGUGUUUGCGUUAAGGUUGGAGAAUAUAUCGUCGAAGAUAACUCUCAAUUUUGAGGUUAUAAACUCAGUUUGGGCAAUGGUGUCAAAGUUUAUAGUUCACUUGUUAGUGGAAGGGUUUUCUAACGCGACGAAAUGUUCGAACGGUGGUCGGGGGUUAAUGCAAUUGGAUUAUAGGCAGUUAUUCGUGAAAUUGGAGAAGAUAUCUGGUUUAAAGCCAGUGCCGUUUCAGGAAUAUGUCGAUAGAUAUGUAAAAGCGUAUUAUUUGCCUCGGAAUGAACUAGAAUCUUUCGUCAGGGAACAUGUGGAGUACUCUAAUAAGCAUCUACUCGCUUUGAUAGGAUGUGCCUGUGAAAAUAAGAAGGACAAACAAGCCCUUAUAGCUAUAGUUGAAAGCCGGGAAUCGGCUGCGUAGUAAAGCGUAUUUUAAACUAGGUGUAACAAUUUGUUCAGAAUAUUAUUGAAGUGAAACUUUAGGCGCGUUGAGAGUAAAAUUUCAAGGUCGCGUCAUGGCAAUACCGUCAUGUCAUGGAGUAAGGCGACGAUUUUGGUAUCUUUGAAUCUUGCCAUAGAAGUUUCACUUCUGACACGUGUGCUCGGCACACACGCUCUUUUUUGUUCUUAUCUAUUUAGUCUAUUUUUAUUCUCAAAAAUUUCGUCACAGAAACACCUUUUUUAAGUUAGGCGAUGUCUUUCGGCCGGUUUAAAAAUUGAAAAUUGAUUGGAAUAAGGUUUAAGAAAGUGUCUGUGUAUGUCACACACAAAAUAUUAAAGCAGCUUUUAAGCAUGGUUUGAGACGUUCUUAACAUAAAAUACUCAAUUCAGAUACUGGCCGAUAGACAUCGUCAAACUUAAAAAGGUGUUUCUGUCAAGAAUUUAUUUGGGAAGAAAAAUAGACUGG